Capsella rubella is the source of this 1324-nucleotide messenger RNA. RefSeq names its product thiol protease aleurain-like. NCBI's taxonomy places the organism in Eukaryota, Viridiplantae, Streptophyta, Magnoliopsida, Brassicales, Brassicaceae. Gene Ontology annotation, biological process: immune response. Gene Ontology annotation, cellular component: lysosome. Bases 71 to 1150 code for a protein of 359 amino acids. Gene Ontology annotation, molecular function: cysteine-type endopeptidase activity. The record is from RefSeq and is a predicted model, not a curated record. The transcript has 8 exons.
CUCCCUCCAAUCUUCUUCUUCUCGACUUUUGUAAGAAGAAGAAACACUAAAGAACCAGAGUGAAGAAGCCAUGUCUGUAAAACUAAUCUUAUCUUCAUCGAUCCUUUUGAUUCUCAUAGCUGCAACAACGGCUGAUAAAGAUAUCGGAUUCGAUGAAUUCAAUCCAAUCAGAAUGGUCUCCGACAAUCUUCGCGAGCUUGAAGACACUGUCGUUCAGAUCUUAGGCCAGUCUCGUCAUGUUCUCUCGUUUUCUCGAUUCGCUCACCGGUAUGGGAAGAAGUAUCAGAGCGAAGAGGAGAUUAAGUUAAGAUUCUCAGUUUUUAAAGAGAAUCUUGAUUUAAUCAGAUCCACUAAUAAGAAAGAAUUGCCUUAUAAACUCUCUGUUAAUCAAUAUGCUGAUUUGACAUGGCAAGAGUUUCAAAGACACAGGCUUGGAGCUGCUCAAAACUGCUCUGCUACUUUGAAGGGUACCCACAAGGUCACCGAAUCUGCAGUUCCAGACAAGAAAGAUUGGAGAGAAGAUGGUAUUGUUAGUCCUGUUAAAGACCAAGGACAUUGUGGAUCUUGCUGGACAUUCAGCACGACCGGGGCUCUAGAAGCAGCUUAUCAUCAAGCAUUUGGAAAAGGGAUAUCUCUGUCUGAGCAACAGCUUGUGGAUUGUGCUGGAACUUUUAACAACUUUGGUUGCCAUGGUGGACUUCCUUCUCAAGCCUUUGAAUACAUCAAAUACAAUGGUGGGCUUGACACAGAGGAGACUUAUCCUUAUGUUGGUAAAGAUGGUGUCUGCAAAUUCUCAGCUGAAAACAUCGGUGUACAAGUUCUUGACUCUGUCAACAUUACACAGGGUGCAGAAGAUGAACUGAAGCACGCGGUAGGACUGGUAAGACCAGUGAGUAUCGCGUUUGAGGUUGUACAUGAAUUCAGGUUUUACAAGAAGGGAGUUUUUACUAGCACUACCUGUGGAAACACUCCUAUGGAUGUAAACCAUGCUGUGUUAGCAGUUGGUUAUGGAGUUGAAGACAAUGUUCCAUACUGGCUUAUAAAGAACUCAUGGGGAGGUGCUUGGGGAGACAAAGGCUAUUUCAAGAUGGAAAUGGGGAAGAACAUGUGUGGUGUUGCAACUUGUUCAUCGUAUCCGGUUGUGGCGUGAGGUUCAAAGAAUCAAAGAUAACAAAAUAAAGUUUGAAUUUUUAUAUGUGUAUCUUAUGUUUCCCAAAUAAUAUCGUCGAAAGAAAAGAAAAAUAGUGUCUAUUGUCACAUUGCAGAAACUUCUAACUUUGUUAUAAAUAACUAAACAACAAAUGCAUGAUUUUUUUGAAGGUGA